Messenger RNA from Lichtheimia ornata, 201 nucleotides. RefSeq lists its product as uncharacterized. The transcript is spliced from 3 exons. Lineage: Eukaryota; Fungi; Mucoromycota; Mucoromycetes; Mucorales; Lichtheimiaceae. The record is from RefSeq and is a predicted model, not a curated record. Bases 1 to 201 code for a protein of 66 amino acids.
AUGACCCGUGGUAACCAACGUGAAUUGGCUCGUGCCAAGAACCAAAAGAAGCAACAAAAAAUGAACAAGGGCAAACCUGCUGAGAGUGGUGUGUCUUUGACCAAGCGAAAGGAAAAUGAUGCUGCCAUUAUGCGUGCCAAGCAAGAAGCGGCUGCAGCCAAGAAAGCUGCUGAAGCAGCAGGAAAGUCAGGGAAGAAUUAA